AGUGCCAGCUUGUUUUCAUUGUUGUGUCAGUUCGGCCGCUCAGCGAGCAGCAGCAUGUGUGUGGUGCAGCGGCUGCGGGCGUCGGUCCGUGAACGCAUCAUCUCCGCGGCUGAAGACGCUCUGCUGCGGCUGGAAAAGGGACAACCAGCGGGUAAACUACAGGCGCUGCUCGCCGAGCGGCUGGCCGCGGCGGCGGAGGACGUGCUGGGGCUGUUCGAGCUGGCCCUGGCAGACUACGAGGACCGGAUCCGGCGGUCCCAGGAGCGGUUACACCGCCAGGAGAAGCUGCUCAACGCCGUGCUGCAGCCCGAGGUCCGGCUGCACAGGGCAGAGUCCGCGCUGUUUCCCCGCGCUCCCGCUUCCGCUCACCUUCAAAAUAAAAGCUCCGGCCGUCAGAGUGGAGGGGUGACGGAAGAGGCUGCAGGCGAAUCUCUGCAGUCGAUGUCCCUUAAGAACAUGAACCUCCAGCCAGAAGAUCCAGCACAUCUGAACCAGCGUGACCCUGAAAGUGAAAGCAGCAACACUUUCUUCUCCGGGCCGUGCUCCCUCUCUUCGUCUUUUUACCCCCCCGUUUCUCCAAGCAGCAACGAGGAUCCGGAUCACGACCCCAGUCAGAAUCUCACAUACGUUAGGAAGAAGACGCGGGGCCGGCCGGCUCUUCGAGCGGUCAAGACGAAGCGAAAGCGCUUGCGUCCAACUCACGCCUUCAACUGCUCCGUCUGUGGACGCGCUCUCCAGGGGAAAGGCUACCUGUUAAAACACGUCCUGAAUGUUUGUGCCAGCAACCAGGACAACUGCUGCGGCUACUGCGGAGAUGUUUUAAAAUCAGCUGACGGUUUAAAGGAUCACCUGCAGCUCCACCAGAAGAACAGCAAGAAAUGCAGCUUCUGUGGGAAGACGUUCCACUCCAUCCUGGCGCAGGAGCUGCACACCCGCCUGCACACCGGGGAGAAGCCGUACAGCUGCCAAACCUGCGGCAAAAAGUUCAGCCAGAAGGGCCACCUCAUGUCUCACCUGCACGUCCACGCGCCAGAAAAACCUUUCCAGUGUCAGGAGUGCCCGCGGGCCUUCAGCCACCUGACCUCCCUAGAGCGGCACGUGAAGGAGCACGGCGGGAAGGUGGUGCACGCCUGCACCGUCUGCAGCCAGGAGUUCAGGAAGCAGCACAGCCUGCAGAACCACAUGGAAAACCACGAGAAGGACCGCACUCGCACGCCCAAGAGGUUCCGCAGCUCGGCGCUGUCCCACAGCUGCAAGGUGUGCAGGGAAACCUUCGAUCGGAAGAUCCUCUUAGUGAAACACGCCAAGACUCACCUGGAGGACCCGAGCAGCCGCUGUGGAGUUUGUGGAGAUCACUACCAGUCCGUCAACACCCUCACGGCUCACCUGCACUCCCACCAGGACGCCGGCAGCACCUGCGACACCUGCGGGAAGUUUUUCCCGGGUCACUCCGCGCUGCUGAUGCACAUGAGGAUCCACACCGGAGAGAAGCCCUUUAUCUGCAGCUUCUGUGGGAAAGCCUUCAACCAGAGCGGCAACCUGAAGACGCACCUGAAGAUCCACACGGGGGAGCGGGCCUUCUCCUGCAGCACCUGCGGCAAGGGCUUCACCCAGAAACAGACUCUGGACAUUCACGUCCGCUUCCACAACAAGGAGAGGCGCUUCCUGUGUCAGGUGUGUGGGAAGGGCUUCAUCCAGGAGGUGGACCUGAAGAGACACAUCCUGAUCCACACGGGGGAGAAGCCGUACAGCUGCAGCGUCUGUGGGAAGAGCUUCCAGGCCCGGCGAUCGCUCAACGGACACCUGAAAGUGCACGCAGCCGACGGGGAGGACGCCGGACUCCCACUGGACAGAAGUACAGAGCCACAGAUAUCAGACAGCGUCUACUCGUGGGUUCCUCCAGCCGUAGACCCGGGGGUGUGCACGGCGUCUGCUCCUGCUGGAGACCUCCCUCCCGUGGCCAGUGGAUUAAAACUAGCAAUGCUUGAUUUAAGUGUUUAGUUUUGCAAAUCAUCAACUUCACACCUCAAACAGAAACUUGGCACUUGGAAACUUGGAAACUGAAAAGCUCACAGUCUUUUUCCACUACCAACUACAUAGAACAUUGAUCCCAUCGAUGUA
Cololabis saira (Pacific saury) is the source of this 2121-nucleotide messenger RNA. Its product is annotated as gastrula zinc finger protein XlCGF57.1-like. Gene Ontology annotation, biological process: regulation of transcription by RNA polymerase II. Gene Ontology annotation, molecular function: DNA-binding transcription factor activity; RNA polymerase II cis-regulatory region sequence-specific DNA binding. The transcript has 2 exons. Bases 55 to 2001 code for a protein of 648 amino acids. The record is from RefSeq and is a predicted model, not a curated record. NCBI's taxonomy places the organism in Eukaryota, Metazoa, Chordata, Actinopteri, Beloniformes, Belonidae.